AUGGUGGCAGAGCGGAGAUUUCGAAUGCAAGGGACCCUCGACGGUGGUCUAAGUUGGUUGGUUGUUUUUGGAUCAUUCAUGUCACAGUUUGCCGUUCUGGGAAUACACUUCGUUUUCGGCCUUUUGUACAUUGAUCUGUUAAACGAGUUUGGACAAAGCAAGGCCACCACAGGUGAGAAUGAGUUGCAGCGUGGUGGGGCCCCCUAGUUCACUGCCCGCCAUAGCCGCUGGCUGGAUUUAUUCUCGGUUUUCUCGAGUGAAACUCCUCGGUCACGCUUGAAAAUAGCCAACUGGUUUGCUUCUGGCUUGUUGGCAUUUUUAACCUUGUUAUGUUUAUUUUCAAAUUUUUGUUUCUGCCUUUAUUCGUGGCCCUGAACGAAAACUAAUGGGUCAGUAUCUUAUAUCUAUGUGAUGCAUCUGCAUUAUCGAAUAGCGAAGACUGGAAAUUGUUACCUCGUACGUAGGACUAGCACUCCAAACGGAAAAAUUUUAGUUUGGACGUAAAGCCUAGUGGUUCGCUCUCACACUCACCGUAAAUUUCCUCCACCCCUCGGCCACACCUGUUUGUAGCCAACCGGUCCAAUGUACAAUUUACAUUUUAAAUUGUUUUUACUUAAGCCAUGUUAUGUUGAAUUUAUGUUUGCCUGAUUGUAAGGUUUACAACAACAAAGCCCUGACAAAUGCAGUCGAAACCCAACAUUAGCGUAUUGUAACUCCUUGAGCCGGGUUUAGCCGUCCGGUUAAAAUUAUUCCGGAACAAAGUAAAGAUAUAAUUUCACUGAUAAUUUGAGCUAUUAUCAACGAGAUAGGAGAGUGUCAAAAAAGCGACUGUGACACUUGAUUAUUUUUAUUAUUUUAAAUGAUUAUUUUUUAACUAUUCUGACAACUAAGUAAACUUUUUUGGCGUCAGGCUUACGGUUAUGGUUUACCCGAAGUCCCGUUUAUAUGGGGAAAAGUUGUCCCGGAAAACAGGGUCACCCUCUCAGCCGAGUCAACUUCUGUGAGCGGUGUAUAUGAGAAAAAGGAUUGACCCCUUUACCCGAGGCAACAGCGUUUUCGCGCGCUGUGGUUGUCUUGCCUUAGACCGAGGUGACCCGACCAGGUGGACCAAAAUUAUUAGGGUGAUCCGACUAUCGAACUAAAAAGAGUGAACUUUUAGCCUAGUUAACUUUGUGUAUCUCAUGAAAACGGCUCGCCAACUUUUGUAAGGAAAUGAAGGAAAAUUUUGUCACCCAGAGUGGCUUAGCCUACAUUGCUCAUAAAGCGCCUGUUAUGCAGGUUAGGGUAGCUUGGAAACCUGAGUGACCUUUUUACCCGGGACAGGUUUUCUCCAUUAAACCGGGUCCUGAGACCCCAUUAGCUUGGUGUCCUCAUUAUUAUCCCUUGACAUAUCCAGAUUUGCAAUUGCAUUUUUUCAACAGCAUGGGUUGCUUCCAUUGCAUUCGGCUUCACUUUUCUCCUGGCACCUCUGAGUAGCUUGCUGUGCAAAAGACUUGGUUGCGAAGUCGUCAUGGCAGUGGGUGGAAUAAUGAUCGGAAUUGGCAUUUUUGUCUCCUCUUUCGUCGAUACGAUUUUCCUCAUGUAUGUCACAUAUUCGUUGAUAUUCGGCCUGGGAUCUAGCAUGUGCUACAUAGCUUCAAUUUUGGUGCUCAGCGAAUACUUUAACAAAAAUUUAGUUGUUGCUAAUGGAAUCGCCCUGGCUGGAGCGGGCGUGGGAACCAUAUCACUUGCUCCCGCGCUGAGCCUUCUUCUGGACAAUUACACCUGGCGCGAUUCAGUUCGUAUUCUCAGUGGAGCGUCACUUGUACUACUGUGCUGUGCAUUUAUUUAUUAUUUGGUGCCUUCGCCGCUGGAAUUUGUCGAUGCUGAGGAUUACCAAGAAGAAAAGAAAUGUUUUGACUUCUCGUUAUUUAAGAACAAGGCUUAUGUUCUGUUGAUUGCUGUUAAUGGAUUGGUGUUAUUUGGAUUUUAUAUACCAUACGUUCAUUUGGUAAGUUUAUUCUCUAGUCAGCGGUUUUUAGUAGCUGUUAGUUAGCCCCUCACGCAAAACGUUUCUAGGGCUUUAUACACGGUAGGAAAUCAUGACGAAGCCCCUAGAAUGUCUGCUUGGGAGGCUAGUGGAUAUGUAUGCGGCGGCUUGAUUCACGAAGUAGUCCAUCAGAGAAAUACUGAAGCUAAGCGGCUGGCUGCUCUAAGAUGACCAAAGUGGGGCAAAGGUAGCCUGUUCCAGGCUCUCAGAUAGCAGGGAUGACGCGCAAGAGAAAGGCACGCGAACAUAUGAGACAUUUCCUAGAAAUAGAUUGCAUGCCUAGCAUUUUUCUGAAACGGCAAACGCCUACUAAUUUUAUUAUUGUCGUUAUUAUUUUAUUAACUACAUAGCCUUAGUUUUUGAAAGUUUGAUCAGAUGUAUAUUUUUUCUGCAGAAUUCCUUUUUAGUAACAGAGAGCAAAGUAACGUAAAUUGCCGUCUAUAGCCCCCUGCCCCCAAGCUAUAGGCCCAUCAACCCGCAGACAAUAAAAUACAUUCGAUUAUAAGCUUCCCGUGGAUAUUAGCCUGUUCCAGGUUCCGGGAUAGUGGUGAAAAGUCGUUCAGUAAAAAGAAAUGCGAAAAACGCGCGGGGGCUAGGGGGAGACAGGGCGGCGUUCCCGUUUUUCUCACCACCACCGCCCCCUUUCCCAAGUCGCGUGCGUCUUAUUUUCGCUUUGCUCGUUUUAAUACGUCCGAACUGUACUAUCUGAAAGCCUUGUGCAGGCUUCGUGAAUAUAAGCUUCCCUCUAGCUUGAGGACCUUGUAUUGAAAAGACUUUUUUUGUUGUAAUUUCAUGUUUGUUUUUUGUUAUUAUUAUUCAUUCAUUUAUCAUUUUUUUAUUUAUUAUUUAUUUAUUUAUUUAUUUUUUAACAAUUAAGUUAUUGUAAUAUUUUAUUAAGUUUAUUACUAUAUCAGUGUAUAUUAUGAAGUUUUGAAUCUUAGUCGUGGUCAUCAUUCUGAUCAUUGCUAGAGCUUGUUUCAAGGCGCUCUUUCUAUUUCGGAUAUAAGCCCCCACGAAUAUACAGGGGCGGAUCCAGGAUUUUUUUUAGGAGGGGGUGCACUCGUCUCUUGCUCUACUUCAAUACCAAUAAGCCACAUAGUUUUUUUUUUGCGGAAUACCAGUUGUAUUAGAAAACCGCAGGUCAUCUCAGGGGGGGGUGCGCACCCCCUGCACCCUCCCCCUAGAUCCGCCCCUGAUAUAAGCCCCUCUAUUUAGAAGUCCUCUUAAAACUCCUUGCGAAGCUGUAUAAGCCCAGUGCUUAUAAGCCGCAGUUUACGAUAGUCCAAAAGAACAAGUGUUCUGUUAGCUUUCACUUUGUUAUUUUAAGGAGGUGGUUUCACUAGAAGUCUCGCAAGUUUUUGAACAACUUGCUCUAGCAUUACUUGCUCACAUUUUCCUCGUUCACCCCUUUUGUCUCAUACAGGUAAGACACGGACAAGACCUUGGCAUCCACAAAGAGGACGGCGCUGUUCUAGUCGGCAUCAUUGCAAUGUCAGAAACAAUUGGAAAGAUUGUCUAUGGGCGAAUUGCUGAUCACCCACGUGUGAACCGAAUUUAUCUGUAUCAGAUGUGCAUGUUGGUCUGUAGCGUUCUUACUACUCUUCUUCCUAUUUUGACCUCCUAUAAAUCCCUGUUAGCCUAUUGUAUAGUAUUUGGCAUCCACGAUGGCGGGUUUGUCGUCCUUAUAGCCAUAUUAAUAGGAGAUGUCGUCGGAAGGAGAAAGAUGGCUUCAGCGUUUGGGAUCAUGUAUUGUAUUACUGGCGUUCCAAUGAUGGUAGGAGCACCAAUAGCUGGUAAGUGUUGCAUUGUGGGUGCAGCUGACAACUAAACUUAUUUCAGCCAGGGGUGAUCCAAUCAUAGUCAGAUUGAGACUCUUCUCUCAAGAGGAACCAUGGGAAAUGGCAUGAGGCAUUCUUUUACUUAGUUAUUUUUUAAAAAAUGAGUUUUUUUUACCACGGUCGAUAGAACGCUUGACUGCUAAGCGGGAGUUGAGGUCGCGGGUUCGAUACUCAAGGCCUGGUUGUUCAAAGCAGGGUUACGAUAAUCAAGGGUUAUUGCUAUCAGAUAUGAAAGCUUAAAAACUAAAUUCAGUUUAAAUUAUUUUUGUCUGCAAUUCGAUGAUUCAGUGCUUUAAAAAGUAAAAAGAAAAUUAUCCAAGAAAUUACUUUUAAACAAAAGAGAGAGAAAUUUAAAAUAACGGAAAAAUAAAGGCACUCCCUUUGCACUGCAAGCGGCUAGACCUUCGGGUGGCUCGGAUGACAAAUUGAAUGGUGGCCCUGUCUCCAGUUGGAGGCGUGCUAAAUACAUUGACACUAAAAUAUAGCGCUUGUUUAUCGUUUGUCUGACAAUAGUCACUUAGUUGUUGAUCACACUACGUUUGGACUGCGUUCUGCAGGUCUUUAUCAGGGGGUGCUGUCGUCCUCUAUUAACGCCAAUAAUAGGCUGAUUAGCAACAGAACUGGAACGUCAGUUGACGACGGCGCGUGCAAAUCAAACAACUGGCUUGACCAAAGGCAGAGCGGCAAAUUGAACACCGGAAGUCGUGCUUAGUCCUUUCCGCGCGCUUUCCCGUCGUCAUCUGACGAACUGACGUUCCCGUCCUGUUGCUAAAUCAGCCUAACCUAAUGCUUCAGAUAGAAACCCACUAACCCAGCCUAGUGCCCAGGCUUUCUCUCUUGCCUCGUUGUCCGCGCGAAGUCUGGGAAAGAGCGAGCAGCGAGUCUCUCUCGGUGACGCCACAGCUCACGGUAGAGUCCAGGAUUGACCCGGCAGGGAACGCUUAGGGACUAGGCUGCCACCAACCAUGAGUGAGGUUCGUGAUACACAAAUCCCUAGCAACCACGAUGGUACUAAUAGCACCACUCAGUAAGUUGACACUAAUAAUGACCUGGAAACGCGCGAUUAACAACUAAGUGGCGAAACAAACGAUAGAAAUGAAUACACAUGCCAUCCUUGAAUGAUAUUUAUUUUUGUUUAAAUCUUUUCUUCGGUUUCUUAUAGGAAAAUUAAUUAAUAUGACAUGCAUGUAUUCUCUGGUAUGUCUUCUGCUUUACGUUUACAUUUCAUUACAGUUUUACUGGGUUUUGUUGAUGAUGUGUAAAAAAAGGAUACGACUCAGAAAAAUUUAAUAUAGUCCUGGGGGAAGGGACGAAUAGAGACCCUAAGCUUGUGAUGAGAGUGAGUUUUAAAUUUCCGAACAUGUGCUUUGUGAUUAGAAAAAAACCGGCCGCGCCCAACUUUUUUCCCUGUCUAUUUUUUUCAUUUAUUGUUUAUUUGUUUGUUAUACUUAUUUUAGGAUGGAUGUAUCCUAUUCUCCAGUCGUACUUUCCUGCGUUUUACAUGUCCGGCGCCUUCACUACACUUGGAGUAUGUCUUUUGUUUCUGAUUCCUUUUCUACUUCCUCCUGAAAUUGCUCAAGAGUGGCACAAGCGUAGAAAAGGUUAUCGGGUGCGUAUCCCAUCCUCUACCUCAAGUCAGGCCACAAAAUCAUGGACUUUGGAUUCCGGGUCGUUCUCUUCUGAGUCGGAAGCUAGUGAUAGGAAAGUUUCGGAGUCUGGCAAGGGGGUGGAGAGUUAUGAAAAGAAAGAUCUUACCGUUUCGUUGGUAAAAGAUUCUGUUGAAUUGGACAUUGUCAAAGAAAAACCGAAUACAUCAACUGUAGAAUAUGUGCUAGAAAAAUACUUUUCUAUGCCUAAACUCGUAAAUCAACAAGACUGCCUUUUGGGAUAUUUUAGUGACUAUUUAAGGGAUUCAGAAGACGUGUGGAUUCACUCUUUGGACCCGAACAGAGAGACUACGGUUUAG
Porites lobata is the source of this 5833-nucleotide messenger RNA. Lineage: Eukaryota; Metazoa; Cnidaria; Anthozoa; Scleractinia; Poritidae. The record is from the annotation of a GenBank genome assembly.